GCACGCAGGCAUGCGAACUCCCGACCCAACCGAACGUCGGGUUUUUAUUAGCAGGAAGAUCUGGGCACUUCAGAGAGAAGGUUGUCGUGUAUCCGUGGGGGCUCAGGGUCGGAGCCCAGAGCAGCCAGCACCAUAGCGUCCAACAGCUGGAACGCCAGCGGCAGCCCUGGGGAGGGGCGGGAAGAUGGCCAGGACGGCAUGGACAAGAGUCUGGACAAUGAUGCCGAGGGUGUGUGGAGUCCAGACAUCGAGCAGAGCUUCCAGGAGGCGCUGGCGAUCUACCCACCCUGCGGCCGAAGGAAAAUCAUCCUCUCAGAUGAGGGCAAGAUGUACGGUCGUAACGAGCUGAUCGCCCGCUACAUCAAGCUGCGAACGGGGAAGACACGGACAAGGAAGCAGGUGUCCAGCCACAUACAGGUUCUAGCUCGGAAGAAGGUGCGGGAGUACCAGGUUGGCAUCAAGGUCUCUAGCCACUUGCAGGUUCUUGCCCGACGGAAAUCUCGUGAGAUUCAGUCCAAGCUGAAGGCCAUGAACUUGGACCAGGUCUCGAAGGAUAAGGCUCUGCAGAGCAUGGCUUCCAUGUCCUCGGCGCAGAUUGUGUCGGCCAGUGUCCUGCAGAACAAGCUCAGCCCCCCACCUCCUCUUCCUCAGGCCGUCUUCUCUGCUGCCCCCAGGUUUUGGAGUGGGCCUAUCCCAGGACAGCCUGGACCCUCUCAGGACAUUAAACCGUUUGCACAACCAGCUUACCCCAUCCAGCCACCCAUGCCUCCAUCACUAGCCAGUUACGAGCCCUUGGCUCCACUCCCGCCAGCUGCCUCAGCUGUGCCGGUCUGGCAGGACCGCACCAUCGCCUCCACCAAGCUCCGGCUCCUCGAGUACUCCGCCUUCAUGGAGGUGCCCCGGGAUGCUGAAACGUACAGCAAACACCUCUUCGUGCACAUCGGCCAGACGAACCCCUCGUACAGCGACCCGCUGCUGGAGGCCGUGGACAUCCGCCAGAUCUACGACAAGUUUCCUGAGAAGAAAGGUGGCCUCAAGGAGCUCUAUGAGCGUGGGCCCCAGAACUCCUUCUUUCUCGUCAAAUUUUGGGCGGAUCUGAACAGCACGAUCCAGGAUGGGCCAGGGACCUUCUAUGGUGUCAGCAGCCAGUACAGCAGUGCAGAGAACAUGACCAUCACAGUCUCCACCAAGGUGUGCUCCUUUGGGAAGCAGGUCGUGGAGAAGGUGGAGACGGAGUAUGCACGGCUGGAGAAUGGCCGGUUCGUCUACCGCAUCCACCGGUCUCCCAUGUGCGAGUACAUGAUCAACUUCAUCCACAAACUCAAGCAUCUCCCAGAGAAGUACAUGAUGAAUAGUGUCCUGGAGAAUUUCACCAUCCUGCAGGUUGUUACGAACAGGGAUACCCAGGAAACCUUGCUCUGCAUUGCCUUCGUUUUCGAGGUCUCCACCAGUGAGCACGGCGCCCAGCACCACGUGUACAAGUUGGUCAAGGACUAGGGGCCCUUGAGGACGGGCAGGGGCACAAGGGGCGUGCAGGGGAGGGAGGGGGAGCCGUGCAGAAAAGCCACCCGUGCCUGUUGCCUUGUGAGGAGUCAUUUGAAGACAGGUGGAAAAGGAGGAGGAAGAAAAACAAUAGCCAAAAAAGACUGACUUGUGAUCGCAGAUGUUUUCUACUUAGGAACAAUUAUUUUUUUUUUUAAUAAAUACAUAAAAUUACCAAAAAAAAACCAAAAAAAAUAAGAAUGGGAAAGGAAGCGUAGGGAGAAAGGAAACCCACAUCCAGCACUGGAGAGGGACAGAGCAGCCCUUGGUGUUGCUGAUGAAGGCCAGGAUCCCACCGUGCCAGCAGCAGCAGCAGCAGCGGGACAUCGGAGCGGAGAACAACCCCUCCUUUCAUCCCCAGCUGAAGUGGCCCCGGUCCUGCACGGAGAGGAGCGAGCACUGACGGUCAGGAGGACACAGCACUGUGCCAGGUCUGAGACUGAUGGGCAUUGCACUGCCAGCAGUGCAUGGCACAGUCCGUGGGGACACACGGCAGGGCAGGGUGCAGCAGGAGGACGCUGCCACCUCACCAGGGAUGCUCCUUCUCCAUGCUGAGCUGGGGCACUGGAAACCAGUGGGAGUGAAGGUAUGUUUGCAUUGACAAUGCAAACCAUGGGGUUUUAUGGCUCUUUUUUUUUUUUCCCCUUUUUUUUUUUAAAUGAAAGUGCUUUUUAAUACUCUUUGAAAAGACACAAUGUAUGUAAUCAGACUGAUUGCCCUCUGAAGUGCCCAGGUGCUCCCCUCCCACCCUGCACGGGAAGUGUUUUGUUUAGGGAAAGGUUUGGGAUGUCUCCAUCUCUGGCUGGGUUUUGUGGGGGAUCCCCCGAGCCCUGUGUGCGCUUUCAGGAAUUGCACUUGGGGGUGGCCAAGGCUCAGUGUCCCCACUGUGGUCACUUGCUGAGGAGUCAUGAGUAAAGAGCAGUGAGGGCAGAUUUGCGUGAUUUAUUUUAUAUAUGUACAUUUUCCUUGUUUCGUUUUUUGUUGUUGUUGCUCCUUCACCUUUUUUUGCCUUUUUCUGUUCCAAACUGCUCCGUCCACUCUCCUGCAUCCUGUGGGAAGUGGCCAGGAAGGUGACUUGUGCAGGGAAAGAUAUAUUGAGCAAUGCAGGGCCAAGCUGUCAGUGUGCAGAGUCUGGGACAGAAACAGAGAGGGGACAGAGAACAGGAGGGGUGCCAGGAUAAGGGACAGGGUCAGCUUGGAGGUAUUUUUGUGGCUGCAUCCCAAAGUAAGCCAAGGCAGAGUGCCCAGUCCUGAGGCUACAACUGCAAGGGCAGAGUCUGGGGAAAGCAACUCCAGGGUGCAGGAGAGACAGAGGUGGCAGGGAGCAGGGUGGCAGGAGGCUGGCAGGGGGACAGAGAGCUGAGGUGGCCAGGUCUGGGUGGGUUUCUCAGGUUGGCAGGGGAGUGAGAGCAGUGGAAAGGAGGGCAGGAGUGUUUUGAGGGGCACUGCAGCCCUUUUGGGAGGGGGACAGGACAGGUUUAGGCUCAAUGCUGCCAGUGCAAGGAGCAGGGAUAGCCCCAGAGCUCAGGAAAGCACCUUGGCUGCCACCUUGAUGCCACUUGUCCUGUGAAGGCAUGGGGACUUCGACCUCUUGGUGCUGGGAAAAGCCGCCCAUCCCUGUGGGAUGGGGCAGAGCCACCCCAGCCCCUGCCAGGCAAAGGGCUCAGUGGUGGGACUGGACUGAGGUGGCUGCUGUGAGCAGGGGGAAGAGGAAAAGAGAGAGGGAAAAAUCCUAGGCCAGACACUGGCAAACCAUGCCAGGGCUGUGCUGGGGCUCUCUGGCCAAGUUCUCAUAUGUAGCAUGUUUGUUGUUUUGUAGCUUUUUGGGUUUGGUUUUUCUUUUUUUUUUUUUUUUUUUUUUUUUUUUUCCCUGAUCUAAAACUUUGGGAAUGAAAACUCAAAGCUCCCUCACCAUAAAACACAGGUGUGCCCCACUCCCAGCCCUGACAGGGGACGAAGCUCCUCAUUAACUGGACCGGUUUGUGCCUCCACCUCUCCAUCCCUCCCUCCCUCCUGCCUGCACCGAGCCCAAGGCUCACACUGCACCCCACGCACACAGACUGGUGCCCCCAGCAGCCCUGGCUGGGGUUUAGGGUUUUGGUCAUGAUCCCAGAGACACUUUCUCAACUCCCCCAGCCCCUCCAUUCUCCUCCAGUGUAUUUAUGAAUUUCACAUGAAGUACUGUUUUAUUUUUUUAAAGACUUUGUAAAGCUUACCAGGGUUACAAUCACCAUUUUUAGAGCUGCGUCAGUCCACAAUGUUAAAAGUCCAUUUUUUUAUGUAUUAUAUUUUUUGUGUAUUUUUUUUAAUCCAGCUGUGAUGGGUUGUAUCAUAUAUUUGUUGUGUUUACUGUAUCUGUCCGACUUCGAAGAGAGGAGACUCUGGAGCUCCGAGAAAACUACGGUCUGCUGAAAAAAAAAAACAUUAAAAUUAUUUGUUCAUGGGUUGGCUCAA
This is a messenger RNA of Cyanistes caeruleus (blue tit), 3996 nucleotides long. NCBI's taxonomy places the organism in Eukaryota, Metazoa, Chordata, Aves, Passeriformes, Paridae. The record is from RefSeq and is a predicted model, not a curated record.